Molecule: messenger RNA, 4857 nt
Organism: Diachasmimorpha longicaudata
Lineage: Eukaryota; Metazoa; Arthropoda; Insecta; Hymenoptera; Braconidae
Exons: 5
Coding region: 1-4857 (1618 amino acids)
Biological process (GO): DNA integration
Molecular function (GO): nucleic acid binding
Source: RefSeq, a predicted model, not a curated record
AUGUCGCCUGCAGAAAAGUUGGUGAGGCUGAAGGAGGCUCUUAAGGGACCCCCAGCUGAGUUGAUCUCGUCCUUCACUGCUACGGACAUCAACUACGAGAAGGCAUGGGACAAACUUCAACGGCAUUAUGAAAAUCCACGUCUCAUCGCCGGACACCUCUUCAACAGGGUGCUCAACUUGCGGCCAAUGGCUAAGGGAGACGCCAAGGCCAUGAUAACCAACGCACACAUUGCUCGUGAGACAGUGGACCACCUGAUCAGCACCGCCGGGAUUCCCAAAGAGGAUUUGGGCGAGCAAUUCGUUUUUCAUUUGCUCAAACGAUCAAUGGAGGCUGAUACUCGCACCACGUGGGAACAGAGGCUGGGAACAUCAACAAAUUUCAUACCUCUGCAGGAUUUAGUCAACUUCCUGGAGUCAACAGCAAGAGGCAUGACUCCAGAUGAUCAACACGAACCAACGGUUCAUCAACGGCCAAAAGAGAAAAUUCAACGUGGAAAAUCACCACCUCGAGUACGCGUUUAUCAUGCCGCCGAAGCAACAGCUCAACGAAAGGAGCCUCAACAUAUUAAGCCUGCUGAUUGCUGUGCAUAUUGCAAUGCCAAGCAUUUCAUUGGAAGGUGCCCAUCAUUUCUCAGCCUCUCAGCGCAGAAAAAACUAGAGUUUCUGGCAACAACUCGACUGUGUUAUAACUGCUUCGGUACACACCUGGCACCACACGCUGUUGCACAUGGACCCAAAGGACAGAGAGAGGACAUCGACAAUCAACAGCGGUCCAGACCAACCAUCAACGAGUGCGGAAUCAGAUCAUUGAUCCUCACUCGUUUUCAACAGGUCGUUCAACAUCAACACAAUCAAAUAAAGUCAACGAGAAAUCAACAGCUUCAACGACUAGCCAGGGGAUUUACGCCCCCUGAGUCAAGUCGAAGAAUCGACUCAACGGAAUUCGAGCAACUGCUCUUGGCUACGGCUAAAGCCAGGGCAUUCUCCAAAAGCGGAUUCUACACGAUCGCCAGAAUCCUCAUCGAUCAAGGCUCAGAGCUUUCAUUUAUUUCGGAAAGCCUGGUGCAUCAACUUCAACUACAACGACGACAUUCAACGAUUGAACUCAUCGGAAUUGGUGGAAAACACGCAUGUUCAACGAGAGGGAUUGUGGCAAUCACGCUCCAAUCAACGAAACAGCCAUUUCAACAAGUUGAGAUCAACGCCCACAUCCUGCAAAAGCUAACCUCACGGUUACCAACGUUCUCAUGCUCAUCUGCAUCAAUCGGAUCACUGCAGCAGCUUCAACUGGCAGAUGAGAGGAAAAUCAUCGGCAACGGGAUUGAAAAAUCCAACGAUGAUCAAUUAGUUGGCCAACUAACAACAUUCGGAUGGAUCUUAUCCGGUCCAUUAUGCAACACAACGUAUUCAACGAGGACCUCCUUAUCCGCGGCAAGGGAAUCUUCCAACGAACAAUUAACGGAGCUUCUACAAAGAUUCUGGGUCCAGGAAGAACCACCAAUCUCAACAAAUCCAACCAACGAGCUCACACCAGACGAAUUAGAGUGUGAAGAACACUUUCAACGCACUCAUCAACGAGAUACGUCUGGGCGCUACAUUGUGCGAUUGCCACUUCGCACAUCAACAGCAGCGCUCGGAGAAUCGAGGAAUAAAGCGCUUCGUCAGCUCCAGUCGGUGAAACGAAGACUAAACGCUAAUCCUGACUACAGCAAACUCUACUACGACUUUAUCAACGAAUACGAAGCACUUGAUCACAUGCGACGUAUACAACAAGUAUCAGAACCAGCAACAAACUACUACCUGCCACAUCAUGGGGUUCUGAGGGAAGAUUCGCUAACCACGAAUCUUCGAGUAGUCUUCAACGGCUCCAACAAGACAUCAACGGGUAUCUCACUCAACGACAUCCUCCACGCGGGCGGAAAGCUCCAAGUGGAUGCAAUGGAUGUACUCACAUGGUUAAGACGACAUCGACUCGUCUUCGGCACCGACAUCGUUAAGAUGUUUCGACAAAUCAACGUACACCCUGACGAUUGGAAUCUUCAACGCAUUCUUUGGAUAGACGAAAAUCAACAACUUGUGACAUAUCAACUAACAACGGUCACAUAUGGACAGAAAUGCUCUACAUGGCUCUCUUUGAGAGUUCUUCAACAACUCGUCAACGAUGAAGGUCAACGAUUCCCUGCAGCAGUGCUACCGCUAACUAAAGGCCGUUAUGUCGACGACAUUUACGGUGGAGCGGACUCUGAGGGAGAAUUCAAAGAAAUGAUAAUUCAACUUCAACAGAUCUGCCAGGCGGGCGGAUUUCCACUUCAAAAGUGGACCAGUAAUCGCCCAGAGAUACUCCAACAGCUCAACUUGUCAACGGGACCGGCAGGUACAGUGCAAUUCGAGGAAGCAGUCAUCAAAACGCUCGGAUUGUGCUGGCAUCCAGCAACAGAUUUAUUCCAAUAUAAAUCGAGAACAUUCAACUCAACGAGCUUCACCAAGAGGGUACUGCUAUCGGAAAUAGCUCAAAUUUUCGAUCCUCUUGGAUUCAUCGCACCAGUCAUUGUUCGAGGAAAAAUACUCAUCCAAGAACUAUGGCUGCUUAAACUCGCUUGGGAUGAUCAACUUCCACUCGACUAUGUUCGAAGGUGGAAACAGUUCAGGGAGGAACUCACGCAACUAAAUCAACUGUCCAUCCCAAGAUGGCUAAAUCUAUCUCCAACGACUACCAACGUACAAAUACAUGGAUUUGCCGACGCAUCAACAGCUGCCAUGGGAGCAGUCGUUUAUCUACGAGUUCAACGAGACAACGAAACACCAACAAUCAGCUUGGUGUGUGCAAAAACAAGAGUUGCACCCCUGAAAAAGCUGACGAUUCCACGCCUGGAGCUAACCGCGGCCCUUCUGCUAACAAAAAUUGUCAGCUGGGCACAACGCACAUUGGAAAUCAACGGAGAGACAUACCUUUGGUCUGAUUCUUCUGUAACUUUGGCAUGGAUCAACAGCCAUCCAUCGAGAUGGAAGGAAUUCGUUCACAAUAGAGUAACGAAAAUCCAGGAAGAGUUACCAACAGCCGUAUGGAGACAUGUUGGUGGGAUUUACAACCCUGCUGACUGCGCUUCACGUGGCAUCUCACCGAGCCAACUCAACGAACAUCACCUUUGGUGGAAAGGGCCUGACUGGCUAGCAAAACCGCCGUCAGACUGGCCACAAAAUACAACCAGUGCUCCAACGGAAGUCUCUCUUGAAGAGAGACCAGCAACAGCUCACCCAGUAGCUGCUGAAGCUAGGCAGCAUCCACUGACAGAGUUCCUCAACAGAUAUUCUACUUUAUCAAAAGUAUUACAAGUCACCGCAACGAUGAAUCGAGCCAUCCAACGACUUCGACGACAACCAACGCCCGAUUCAUCAGUAUUAACAACGAUAGAACUCAACGAAGCGAGGACAUUCUGGGUUAAGGUAACACAACACCAAUACUUUGAAUCUGUGUUUCAGAACCUGAACAGAGAUAUUCAACUACCUCGCCAACAUCCACUGGCCAAGCUCACCCCGAGAAUUGAUGAUCAAGGAAUUCUCAGGCUUGGUGGACGACUAAAGAACUCAUUGCUUGAUCCAGACGAGACUCAUCCAAUUAUCUUACCACGACAAUCUCGCCUGACAACGCUCAUCAUCAACGAAGCUCACCAGAAAACACUCCACGGAGGAGUUCAACUCACCAUGGCUCAUAUCAGACAACGAUACUGGAUCGUUGGCGGCAGAAAGUCAGUGCACGCAUCAAUUCUGCGCUGUGCUAUCUGCACCAGAUUCAGGGCAACACGAGCCCAACAGUUAAUGGGUCAACUUCCAACAUCUAGGGCAACGCCUUCAAGAGCAUUCCUGCAUACUGGAGUAGACUAUGCAGGGCCAUUUCCAAUCUUGAAGUGGAGACCAACGAACGCGCAACCAUCAUCAGUUCAUAUAGCUGUUUUUGUGUGUUUCACAACCUCAGCUGUUCACCUUGAACUGGUCAACAGACAAACAACGGAUGCAUUUAUCGCAGCAUACAAAAGAUUUACUGGAAGGCGAGGCAUUCCAGCUAUCAGGUAUAGUGACAAUGCAACGACAUUCGAAGGAGCAGCCAACGAACUCAACAGACUAUACAACCAAGAAUCUCCAGAUAACCAACAAAUUAGAGCUGCUCUUGCUUCCAACGGAACCCAGUGGAAAUUCAUCCCACCAAAUGCUCCUCACUUCGGAGGCAAGUGGGAGGCCGCUGUAAAGUCAACGAAGUAUCAUCUACGACGAGUAUUAGGAACAACAACGUUAACAUACGAAGAGCUCAACACGAUCCUGAUACAAAUCGAGGCCUGUCUCAACUCAAGGCCUAUUGUUCCGAUGAGAGAUGACCCAGAUGACCUUCAGGCUCUUACACCAGGGCAUUUCCUCAUCGGAGAACCUCUUCAACUACUCCCGGAGCCAUCUCAACUCAACACAAAUAUCAACAAAAUCACACGAUGGAAUCUGGUGACCCAGAAAAUACAACAAUUCUGGUCGAGAUGGUCCAGGGAGUGUCUUCAACGUUACCACUCCAUCUACAAGUGGAAUCAACAGCAACGCAACAUCAAGGUGGGAGAUAUGGUCCUGAUGAUCAAUGAUGAUCUCCCUCCAGCACGUUGGCCACUGGCGCGAGUCAUUGCGGUAAGGCCAGGGGCUGAUGGCCUAGUGAGAGUCGCAGAACUGCUCACAGCAACACCAGAAGUCCCAACGAAUCCAGAUGGAUCACCAUCGACACAGAACAUUCGGGUUCAACGACAUCAAUACACCAGACCGAUAGCAAAACUUUGCUUGCUACCAACGGACCCAACACCAGCAGACCAACAAGAUGACAACUAG